AUGGGCGGUGGACCAGCCUCAGAGGCUACCACUCAUCACUUUUGGGAGAGUGAAGUGGAGCUGGUCAGGAAGAAGACUCUUGCUCCAGAUGGAAAGAAGUUUCGCUACUUUGAUGACAAGGGAAUCUUCAACUUUGUCUUUCUGGUAUGGAUGGGAAAAUGGGCCAGAGAAACGUCAAAGAGGUACCUGGACCCUUACAUGAUCCACCCACUUCCCUUGGCCGACCAGCUUCUCAUAUGGCAGCCUAUUCUCUCUAAGUACAUUAGUGAUGGCAUUGCUAGUUUGGAAUCUCAUGAGGACCCGGAUAAAGAUGAGAGGAAGGCCAGAAAACCAGUGAAAUACAUACUAGUGAGAGCUCUUUUACUGACAUACUGGAAGAGACUAACCAUCAUCCUAAUAGGAAUCGUUAUCGUGAAUGCCAUUGGAAUGAGUGUAGCCAUUUUCUUACACAAAUUGCUAAGUUUAUUGUCUGAUAAAAAGUUCAAGCUCAUUACACUACUCUCUCUGGCGUUUUCUAUCAUCGCUAUUGAGCUCCUCAAGGAUAUUUGUAUGGACCACAUCAAUUACUACGUUAGCAGGCUCUCAUUUGCUAUUGAUACUUCUGUCAGUCUCACUAUCUUUCAACACGGUUUAUGUUAUAGACGUGGUAGCUUUGCCAACUUCCAAUCCAACGCAGGAGCUUGCAAGAAUGUCAUUCAUGGGUGCUCCGGAGAGGAUAAAUGUACGGAUAACCCAUUACUAUGCCCGGCGAGGAGAUACAAGAAUAAUGAGGUCACCCCAAAAAUGUACGCUUUAACAUUCAAUGACUCCCACUAUAUUCCACAUUCUGUAAUGUUCUUGACGGGAUUUGUCGAUUUCAUGACGGCCUUUACAUAUGGUAUAAUCAUAAUGAGCACUCAGUUCAAGGUGAAGGCGUCUACUAUUCUAAUGGUAUCCAUGUCACUUGUGGCAUGCAUGUUUCUCAUACAGAUGGUGAAUGGCUUCAAUUUCAAGUAUUUGUUUGGAUUAAGAGAUAACAGGAUUACCAAGAUUAAUGAGGUGAUUCCAAACUUGCCCUUGAUUGAGAGAAUGGCACUGGACGACAUUGCUCAUGAUGCCAUUACGGAGGCCAGGAAUGAUGAGCUAGUUCUGGUAGGAAUUCGUUUCUUUCUGUCGCUCAUAAACAAGGUUAUAAUGACAUCGAUAAUAUGCAUCAAUAUCAUUCUUAUUGUAAACGAUUUUGUUUCUCAACUUAGGGAUACCACCGAUGUAAAGACUAUUGAUCCGCCAGGAUUGCUCGCCUCUAUUUUCAUUCUGUUAAAGAUUCUUGGUCCUCUGUAUGUACUCCCAUUUAGGCUAAAAUCUUUUGUAACCAGUCUGACCUCAUUCCUGAGAGUGGAACGUUUCUUCAGAACUUGUUCACCAAACUUUUAUUUGCAGGACAACAAGUUUACAGGGAGGAAUCCUCUGCCAGAUGGACUGCCUGCUGAGGAUAAGACACUGCCCAAGGGUCUGGUUGUAAUGUUCAAGAAGGCCUCCUUUGCGUGGGUCAAUAGCAGGAAGGAUCUUCUUGACAACAUGGGUACCACUUGUCUUAGGAACCUUGACUUUGUCCUCAAUACUGGUGAUCUUGCCAUAAUUACUGGUGCUCAAGGUUCUGGAAAGACCAACUUUGUCAAGGCUAUUCUUGGUGACAUGACUCUGGUAGAAGGAUCAAUGGCUGUGUUACCUCUCUCCACCAACAUGCCAAUAUUCUAUGCUUCUCAGGAUGUCUGGCUACAAAAGGGUACCAUCAGAUCUAACAUUACCUUUGGUCACAGAUUUGAUGAGGAUAUCUACGAGACUGUCAUCAAGGCUAUUGAACUUGAACAUGACGUAUCGACUUGGGAAGAGGGUGACAUGCGUACUAUUUCUGAACAUGGUUACUCUCUCAGUGGAGGUCAGAGAGUGAGAGUUGGACUUGCUCGUGCCCUUUAUGCUUACCUCAUCUUUAGCAAGGUAACUAGAGAGAGUGAAUCUGAACAUUCCCUCCUUGUAGUCCUUGAUGACUGUUUCACUAGCUUGGAUCCAUUCGUGGCGAAGACAAUCUUCAAGAAUCUCUUUAAUGUUAAUGAUGGACUAUUGGCCAAGGACGAUGUUGCUACUAUUGUCACGAUUUCCAAGCGUAUAUUAGAUGCUUGUGUAUCAGCUGAGUCAUCGGAGUCAUUCCCGGAUGCUCCGAUAUACGCAUUGAGGAAUGAGACUCUUAUCCAAGAAAACAAACUCAAGUCUUUGAUAGAGAAUGAGGUUGGUAAUCUUGAGCCUCCAAAGCCCUCUGAAGACAUAGUGAAGCUUCCACCAGAGUCAUCAGAUAUUAUUAGAAGAUGCAGUUCUGAUGACUAUGCCCGCGGCAAGCGUAGAGAGAUUAUAAAAGCAAAGUAUGCUGAUUCACAGACAUUGCAGGCUGCACGUAAUAGAAUAAGUCACAAGAGCCAAAAUAACAAGAGCUUCAAGCCAUAUUUGGUGUAUCUCCGUGCGGCGGGUUGGCCUAUUAUCAUCUUUUUUAUUCUCACCUUCACGUUUGCAAGCUUAGGUAAUGUUCAAUUUGUAAUAAUGUCAAAGCUAUCGGAUGCAGUUGUUGAGUACAAGAAGGAAGUGAAUGAAGCUACAAUUUCAUUUUCUGAACUUGAAAUGUAUUGUACUAAGGCACUGAGAUGGAUUGUUAUUCUUUCAGUCUCUGUUAUGGUUGGAGCUUUCUUCCGUAUAUGUGCCAUGACAAGAGCUUCAUUCAACAUUUCUAGGAGGAUACACGAGUACUGCAUAAAUUCACUCUUCACCAAUAGCUCUGGAGUGUUGAGCAUCAAAAAGUCGUUGAGUGGCAUCCAGACCUUCUUGUAUAUGGAUACACUCACGAUUGACACUACCCUAAACUAUUGCAUGCAUGAUGUCUGUCUACUAUUGAUUGAAGCAGGCGCUCAUCUCAUCAUGCUAUUCUUCAUGGUGCCCUGGUCUACUCCACUGGCUCUUUUGCUUGGCUUUAUUAUUUUCCGGUACAUUGUAUACUACUACAUAAAAUCCUGUAGAAACGUUUUCCAUGCACGUUUGGAGGCAUUUGAUAGAAUAAAUGAUACGAUAGAGACAGCAAUCUCUGGCCUAUCAAUUUACAGGAGCUUUAAAAAGGAGUGGGAAUUGCUGCAUAGCAUGUUUGAGCAUACAGACUACGCAGUGAGAGUUCUUUAUUUUAUCAACUCGGUAAUUGUCUGGAGCAUCAUCUCAUUCAGAUGUCUAAUCUCACCACUAGCCUUGUUCAUUCUCCUCUUCCCUCUUGUACGCUCAUAUUAUUUUGGCGUGAAUGUACAAGUUGGCUACUAUGGUAUGGCAUUUUCCCUAUUCCUAAGUUUAAAUAAUUAUCUUGCAAAUACUUUAAAACUCUACGGCCACCUGGAGCUAAUGUUUAUUUCAAUCACAAGGUUCGAGUACUUUGUUCUUCCUGGUACCAAGAUAAAGUUUCAAAAGAAGAGGAACAUUCACCGGACAGAUUUUGUCGUGGACCGUUCUGAGAAUGAUUCAGAUCACAAGAACCUAAGUUUGGAUAAUGUUGAGAAGUAUAUUAUUUCCAGGCGCUUUGCAAGACAUAUUUCAAGGAGGGGCUUGUAUUGUACAAAUCUUAGAACAUUGCUCUUUAGGCACAAGGUUAAUGUGCUUGAUGUGUCCAAGUAUGCAGUUUCAGGGUAUACCAGGAUGCAGCUAAAGGAUGUUAAUGUCUAUGUGACGUCUGGCAAGUCUAAGGAGAAGUAUCCUAUUCUCAAGAAUAUCACAUGUUCUGCAGAUACCUCAGACAUUAUCGGUAUUGUUGGAAGAACUGGUGCAGGAAAGUCUACUAUGUUGUCAGUACUCCAGAACUUGGCAAGGAAUAGAGACGGUUCUGUCCUUCUAGACGGUUGUGAUUUGAAUGAUAUGCCAAAGAGUGUGACUAGGCAGAUCAUCGGAGUACUUCCUCAACUACCAUUUGUAUUCAGAGGUUGGACAGUUCGUAGGUUCAUUGACCCUAGAAUGUUAUUUGAUGACGCUGACAUUGAAACUGCCUUGGAUAGUUGUGGCUUGCUAAAGUUUGUUAAGAAUCUUCCAGGUGGCAAGGGUCUUGACACAGUCAUUAUACCUGACCAUUACCAUAAGGAUAUGUCAAGGCGCUACAAAAGAGCCUAUUAUGGACCUACUUUAAAGCCACAUGAUUCUUCUGUAGAUAAUGUCAACGUUGACUAUGGAUCGGUGCUUUCAAACUCACAACUCCGUACACUAUCAGUAGCAAGACUAGUACUGUACAGAGAAUUUUACAAGAUACUCUUGGUUGAUGAGCCUCCGGAGGAUGAAUCUGGAACAUCCAAUACUGCAGAGGUUCCCAUUUAUGAGCUCAUAAAGACCCACUUCCAACAUUGUACAACAUUUAUCGCAGCACAUGAUGCAAGUAUCUUGCGUCUAUGUACGUCAGUUUGGGUCUUCCAUAGCGGGUCUCUCAUCAAGACCUGCAAGACUGAAGAAGUUGUCGACAGCGAUUCUCUAUCAAAGAUCAUAGAGGAUUGCAUUACCACACACGUUUAA
Molecule: messenger RNA, 4557 nt
Organism: Theileria equi strain WA
Lineage: Eukaryota; Apicomplexa; Aconoidasida; Piroplasmida; Theileriidae
Product: ABC transporter, ATP-binding protein domain containing protein
Exons: 1
Coding region: 1-4557 (1518 amino acids)
Biological process (GO): transmembrane transport
Cellular component (GO): membrane
Molecular function (GO): ABC-type transporter activity; ATP hydrolysis activity; ATP binding
Source: RefSeq, a predicted model, not a curated record